UUGUUCAGUUAUUGCGGAUUGUUCGUGGUGUUCAGAUGGAGAAAAUGCGCCCAUAUGAAAUGCAAGGAAUGCUCGUACGCAUUGCCAUCGCGGGCCUCUCGUUGACCGUCUCCAUUGUCAUCCUGUUGCUGUUCCCCACCUGGGAGCAGCCCCGCGAGUCCUGGGAGAUCUCUGUGUGGUAUUACGUCUGCCUGCUGCAGGCGAUCGGCGGAGUGCUCCUCGUCGUGGGCUCCCUGAAGGCUAAUCAUUGGCUGUUCCUGCCCUGGGUGGUGGCGGCUAUCGUAUUUAUCUACACUCUGCUCUACAAAACCGUGAACUACUAUUGCUAUCUGCAGGGAAAACUGCUGGUUGUGGUAAUCCCCCUUUUUUACAUCAUUGCGGGUUUUUGGCUCUACUUUCUGUGCGAUGUCUUCCAGGACUUUCUCGACUUGCAUCGCAAAUCCUCUCCGCAGAUCCUCAGUCACGACCCAAAUAGUCCUCUUGCUGUUUUAGAUUCACAUUCUCCUUGACGGCAUUAAAGUGCACUCUGCUACCACGUGAAAUGCAAUUGAGCUGAGCGUAAAGGCAAAUAAGUGGGAAAAUUGCGGCGUGAGUGUUUCUGUGUGAGUGUUUGUGAGUGUUUGUUGGUGUGUGGGUAGCCAAAAGUAAAAUAAGCGUUAAAAUGUCUGUCUAACGCAGUGGAACCCCAAACGGUGGGGUUUACGGCUGGUCUGGGCUUGAGCUCUGUGGUAUCGCUGCAUGCGUAUUGCAUUACCAGACCGGCACCCUCCACAACACACAACACACAACACACACUACCCUUCUGGCCUCCCUACCCACCCGAGAGACGACACAAAGUGGCAUAUGAAUAGAUACAUGUUUUUGUUGCCUGUUUUGUUUGUCUCCCCAUACAUCCGGGUCGCCCGUUCACCCGCCUGUCCGUGGGUUGGUUCUCGUAAUCCAACAAGCAGACAGGUUAAAUACACCGCAAGGACACACAGAUACAGAGACGGAGACAGGGAGAAAGUAAGGCAGGCAGAGCAAGAGAGGCUGCUGCAAAAAAGUGCGACAAAGAUGGGGGGAACAGGCGCUGGGACUCGGAGUCGCGUAGCGCAGAGACGCAUCCAAACAAACAAUAAUCAUGCAACAAUAGUGAGAGCCGCAAACAAAUUGCUUUUCUAUGUAUGCUCAUGUACGCCCAACCACACAGAAUCAAAAGCCACAUGGGCGUAGCCCUGACACCUACAAAAGGGGCUGUGCGGCGACUGCGGCGGCUUGACUGGCAAUUAGAAUUGAGAGCAAAAACUUUGCUGCAUCUCAUGCCUGCCCCCGAAACCAUCAACACAAUUACCACCACCCCUAGUGGUACAGUCUGCGAUGAGCUUUUGUUGUCUGCAAAGUUUGCCUUUGACACGGGGUGGCUACACCCAUCACCCUACCCCCAUCAGGCAUGAUGCCCUCAGUGUCCACCUGGGAUGGCUGGAAAAUGGAAUCCAUUCAUUCAAAUCUAUGCGAGUGUCGGUGUCUGCGCUGCUUGUUCAACAAAAUUGAAAAUUAACUAUAAAUUCUAUGUGGCAAAACAUGCAAACAUGUUUGCGGAAAUACCCAACAGACCCGGGAAUCUGAGGCGGAGGUCGGGCCUGCCCCCAGAGCGGUGCGGGGAGGCAACCCUGAUGAGGUGUCAACCGAGGCAAACACCUUGAUGACAUCGAACACCCCUCAUAGCACCAUGGCACAAAGCGAUUCAUUGUUGCGAAAUU
Drosophila miranda is the source of this 1739-nucleotide messenger RNA. RefSeq lists its product as uncharacterized. NCBI's taxonomy places the organism in Eukaryota, Metazoa, Arthropoda, Insecta, Diptera, Drosophilidae. The coding region runs from base 36 to 509 and encodes 157 amino acids. The transcript is spliced from 4 exons. The record is from RefSeq and is a predicted model, not a curated record.